AUGUCGCUGCUGAAGGAGAUCCAAGCGAACGCGGCGGUGGCGUGGAGCCCCGUGAAGCGGCGCGCGGAGCUCUUGGCGCUCGGCUCCAAGGGCGACGGCGGCGUCGGCUUCGAGAACAACGGCGGCGAGUUCAAGCUCGUUGCGAUGGACCUCAGCGACCCGGGCCGCGGCAUGGUCACGCUGGGCUCCGUCAAGACGGCGUCGCGCUUCACGUCGCUGGCCUGGCGCGACGUCCCGCGCCACCAUGACACGUGUCCGUACGGCAUCAUCGCCGGCGGCAUGGCGGACGGCUCCGUGUCGCUCUGGAACCCGGCGCUCAUGCUGGACCGCGAACCGGGCACCGAAGCACCCGCGUCCUGCGAGAUCGGUCGCAUCACGCGCCACAAGGGCGCAGUCAAUGCGCUGCAGUUCAACCCGCACGAGGACAGCGCGCACCUGCUCGCCUCGGGUGGCAGCGACGGCGAAGUGUACAUUAUGUCGCUGGAGAAGCUGGCCAGCCCCGGCGUGUUCACGCCCGGAGGCCCCACCACGCCCCAGGCGCAGGCCAACGAGAUCACCAGCGUGGCUUGGAACACCCAGGUGAACUACAUCCUGGCCACGGGCUCGCAGAACGGCACGGUCGUAGUCUGGGACCUCAAGCAGAAGAAGCCUUGGUGCGAACUGCGCGACCCCGCGCGUGGAGCUGCCACCGCCAUUGCGUGGAACCCCAACGAGGGACUGCAGAUUGCUACCGCCUCGGGCGACGACCAGCACCCCGCGGUGAAGCUCUGGGACCUGCGCAACUCCACCAGCACGCCGCUGGCCGAGUUCCACGACCACACGGCUGGCGUUCUGUCCAUGUCGUGGUGCCCCAAUGACCCCGGUCUUCUGCUGUCGUGUGGCAAGGACAACCGGACACUGCUCUGGGACCUCUUCUCGCGCAAGACGAUGGCGGAGCUCCCGUCCGACGCCCCCAAUGCCCCUCAGAUGGGCUCGGACCAGUUCUUCGGUGGUGGUCUUGCUGGACAGCGCCGAUGGAAUGUUCAGUGGUCCCCGCAGGUUCCCGCUGUCGCUUCAACGUGCUCGCUGGAUGGCAAGCUGCAGAUUUGGGGUCUUUCUGGUGGGGGUAAUCCGGCUUGCCGCCCUCCCAAGUGGAUGCGUCGCCCGGCUGGUGCGUCUUUUGGAUUUGGAGGCAAGUUGGUGACGAUUGCCAACCCGCAGGAGCCCGCAGCUCCGAACGGCGACCACCGUCGCCUUAUUCACAUGCAGCGCGUGAUCAGUGACACCGGACUCGUGGCUGAGGCGGAGGCUUUGGACCGAUCGUUGGAAACGAAGGAUUUCAAGGGACACUGCGAGCAGAAGAUUGCGUCAGCCGCAACUGCCGAAGAGCGCAGCGUGUGGAGCUUCAUGAAAAUUCUUUUCGAGAAGGAUGCCCGUCAGCACCUGCUGCUUCACCUUGGUUUGGACGCGGAAAAGAUUAACGAACUGAACGCCAAGUUCAACCCCGAAGCCGCUGCUGCGCAGAAUGCUGCUGCUGCCCAGCCUGCUGCUGAUCCGUCUCAGGCACCUGGACCGCAGGUGGACCCUGUGACCGGAGCACUCCUCAGUGAUCGCAUUGACUCUGGCAUGGGAGCUGAAGACGUUUUCUCGUCGGGUUUCCACCCGAACGGUGGCGAUCAGACGUCUGCUGCAUCUCCAGCGUCCCCGUUGUCAGAUGUGUCCGCUCUGGCUGCUGCACUGCCUUCCCCGCUGGAGGAAGACAAGAGCAAGCGCUUGGAUGCUGUCCCUGCGCCUGUGUACACCGAGGAGUCCGAAAGCACACUGAUGCAGGCGCUUUUGGUGGGCAACUUCGAAGUGGCCGUCAACUGCUGUUUGGCUUACAACCAGCUUGCGGACGCAUUGUUGCUUGCCUCUUGCGGUGGCCCCGAGCUUUGGGAGAAGACCCAGCGCGCAUUCUUUGCCCACCAGCAGCGCCCUGUGAUGCGAGUAGUUUCGGCUAUCAUUAAGAACGAGCUAACCGAGCUCGUAGAGGUCUCGGAUCUCGCGGAAUGGCGUGAGACGCUUGCGAUCUUGAGCACCUACGCUAAGAGCGAAGAAUUCCCCUCGCUUUGUGACAAGUUGGCUACGCGACUGGAAGCUGCUGGUGACCUGCACUCCGCGACGCUGUGCUUCAUGUGUGCUGUGAACGUUGAGAAGACUGUUAACGCGUGGUGCAAGGAAAGCGAGGUUGAAGCUCGCACGCACGGUCACACAUUUGCCCUCCACCGGCUUGUGGAGAAGGUUUCCGUGUUUGCCAUGGCUGUGGACCAACCCGACCAGUCCAUGGGCCCCGAGGUGGCACAGCGCUUUGCUGAAUACGCUUCUUUGAUGGCUGCGGAGGGCCGAUUGGAUAUUGCCGCGAAGUAUGCACGGUUCCCCGAUCUCAGCUGUGCGAUCUUGAAGGACCGCAUUUACAACGCUUACCCCAUGCAGGGGUACCAGCCGCCUCCGUUCCCGUUCGACGUCGUCCAGAUUCAGACCCAGGCUCAAAUUCAGCAGCAGCAGCAACAACAACAACAGCAGCAACAGCAACGCCAGGCUGCGGCUCAGCAGCAGCAACCGAGAGGCGGCUACGGCAACAAGCCUUCUUAUGGCGCAGCAAGAAACCAGUACGGUGCUCCUGCUGCGCCAACUCCGGCCCCUGCUGCCGCCCCCAUGCCUACGCCUGGUGGCUUCGGAGCGCAAAACUCGGGCUACCAGGCCCAACAGCGGACGCCGACUCCCGCGCCUGCUUACCCCGGCCGCCCUGGCGGCUACCAGUCAGCUCCGCAGCAGCCAGGAUACCCUGGAGCUGCUGGUAUGCCCCCGCAGCCUCAGCAGCCUGGAGGCUACCAGAGCCAGCAGCAACCGGGAUACCCAGGCCAGGCUGCGCCGUCGCCGUACCCGAGCAACCCGGCCCCCACGCCGUUCCCGGGGCAGUCUGGUGCUCCUCCGUUCCCUGGACAGCCGCAACAGCCUCCGCAGCAGCCUGGCUACGGUCGUCCGCAGCAACCGGGCUUCCCUGGCCAGCAGGCCCCGCCCCAGCCAGGCUUCCCGUCGGGACCUCCGUCGUCGUCAGGUAACCGGUCGCACCCGCAGAUGUACUCCGGCCCUCCAUCGACGGGUGGCACUGCUCACAUGCCUGGCAUGCCGUCCCCUGCGUACGGUGGGGCUCAACGCCCCGGAACAGGAUUCGCUCCCCCCGCUGCUACUUCGGCUUCGCCAGCUAUCCCUCAAGGUACGGGGGUAAAUCCGCUUACUGCUGCGAUGGGGUCGUCUCGUAUCGCGAAGCCCUCUGUUGAUAUGAACUCGCACCAGCGCGACGGGUUUGUGAGCAGUGUGGGCAACAAGGAACUGACACUCAAAUAUGGGAAUGCUACGACAGCCUCUCUCUCGCCCCUCGCGAGUGCUGCCCCCAAGGCCGGUGGCUUCCCGCCCGAUGUUGUGCCCGGCAGCACGGAGAACGUCGGUCCUCAGGAUCUUCCCAUUGUGAACGCGUUUAACGACCUCGUUAGUCAGCUCCAGGGUCUUCCGCUUACCAUGAUGGAGCAGAAGCAGCUGCAGGAGAUCCAGAAGGGCAAGGAGAUCAUGUUCACUAAGCUCAACAUCGGCGACCUGUCGCCGGAGGUUGUGUCCCGACUGCACGAGAUGGUGGCGUGCUUCGGACAGCGCGAUUUUGCCAGCGCACAGGGGAUCUACGUUGCGCUCACGGCCUCGGACUGGGCGCAGCACAAGGACUGGCUGCGCGGUCUCAAGUCGCUCAUCCACAUCUCCAUGAAGCGUUUUAGAUAA
Molecule: messenger RNA, 3789 nt
Organism: Phytophthora sojae
Lineage: Eukaryota; Oomycota; Peronosporomycetes; Peronosporales; Peronosporaceae
Exons: 4
Coding region: 1-3789 (1262 amino acids)
Biological process (GO): endoplasmic reticulum to Golgi vesicle-mediated transport; intracellular protein transport; COPII-coated vesicle cargo loading
Cellular component (GO): COPII vesicle coat; endoplasmic reticulum exit site
Molecular function (GO): protein binding; structural molecule activity
Source: RefSeq, a predicted model, not a curated record